CGUUAAUGGAUACUACUCAAUUAAAAACUAAGGUUCUCUUAGAUUUUACCAAGAAGAACAAAUAACUAUUAGAUGAAUGGUCAGAAAAGACUGUUUAGGCAUUCUUAGAAUAAAGUAGAAAAUUCACAGAAGAAAUGUAUUCAGGAAAUCUAUCAAUGGUUGAUGAUGGAUACAAUGAUACAUAGGAGUAAUUACAAAUACUCGAGAAUUUAUUUAAGAGUAUAUAAAUGAAAUGAAAAUUAGAUUUUACAAAAACAAAGGGAGACAUAAUGCACAAAUUGAGAAUUUCAUAUUCUAUUGCUAGACGAUUAUAUAUGGAAAAUUUACAAAAAAGAGUGUUCAAAACAUUCAGACAAUAGGUGAAAUACUAAAUAUAUAUUCGAAGAAUGAAGUUAUUUGCAGCUAAUUACUCAAAGUAAAAAUGAAGAAGAUUAGCUUAGAUUGAGAUUGCCAAAAUAAGUCUUCACAAAAUGGAGAAAAUUGGCUCAUAAUGAAACAAGAUAAGCAAUUCUCCAUUAAGUAAAUAGGAAAACUGAUAAUGAAAUAAUGUAAAUGUAAAAGGAAUAUGAACAAUUAAUUGCAUAAUUAGAGGAUGUGUUAGAGAAGAAGUUGAUGGAAUUGAAAGUAGAAGAAGAAUAACAUAAAGAAUUAGUAUUACGAUAUGAUGGUAUUGUUGAGAAGCGAACAGCUAUUAAACACUGA
Paramecium octaurelia is the source of this 702-nucleotide messenger RNA. The record is from the annotation of a GenBank genome assembly. NCBI's taxonomy places the organism in Eukaryota, Ciliophora, Oligohymenophorea, Peniculida, Parameciidae.